Molecule: messenger RNA, 1965 nt
Organism: Lutzomyia longipalpis
Lineage: Eukaryota; Metazoa; Arthropoda; Insecta; Diptera; Psychodidae
Product: structural maintenance of chromosomes protein 1B
Exons: 1
Coding region: 99-1823 (574 amino acids)
Source: RefSeq, a predicted model, not a curated record
AAUCAAGUAAGUUUUGCUGAAUUUUAUUACUUUUUUUUGAGAGAAUCUGUGAAGUUGCAAAUUCCCAAGUUCCUCCUGUCUAAGAAGUCCCUCCUACCAUGUCCGUAAGCGAUGUGUUCAGUCCCAUUGAAAUGCCCGAAUCUCCCGAGGAAGUGCAAGAAUUUGUUGAUGAAAUCAAUAAGGAUUUGUUGCGUAAAGUAGUUCCAUCUAUGCUGUCCCUGAGUAUGAAUCCCCGUACCCUGGGUGGUGGGAUGAGCAUUCCGGAAGAGGAUCAGAAUCUUCAGCAGAUGCUAGAUGAACAGAAUAUCAGGGUAAAUCACCUCAAGAUGCAGCUGAAGAAAGCUUUGAAUGCGCGUGGAAGUUGCGAAGAGGCUGUUGUCCAGGAGCUUCGGAAGGAGUUGGAAAGAGAAGUUUGGAAACUUAACAGCUUAGUCGAUCACAUUGUGAAGCACAAUCGAGUUCUGCACGUCAAGGAGACCUUCAAUCUUGCCACAGAGCCAUCAGAGGAUAACUUUGAAAAGUGUUCAGAAGAGAAAACCUUUAGAAGAGAAGCAUCUGGAGGAUGUGCAGAUGAGGAUUUCAAGGAUCGUGUCAUUGAUUGCCUCAAGACAAAGGUGAAGCAACUGGAGUGUAAAGGAAAGGGCAAAAAGUUCACGAAGAAGAUGAAAAAAAGCUCCACGACGGAUUCCAAUGAUUGUCAGCAGCUGAUCAAUGAUUUGGGGAAGCGCGAGAGGGAUGUGAAUAUGAUGGAAAUGGGAAUUGAUUGCAUGACUAAGAAGCUGCAAAAGUUGCGGGAUGUUGCCUGUGCCUAUCGUCCAAGCAAGGGGAAAAUCAAAGCUUUUGAAACCAGGAGCAAGGAUAAAGCUUUUGAGAGCAAAAACUACCAGGAUAUCGUUGCGAAUCUCGCCAAGAAGAACAAGGAAGUGCAGGAUUUGUCAAUGAAGCUGCGUGUGCAGAAGUAUGAUGAGAAACCCGCUGCUGAGAAUGCCUUCCUCAAGGAGAUGAUUCAGAAGAUGAACGGAGAGAUUUUUACCCUGAAAACCAUUGUCCGGGAGCAGAAUUCUCACAUCAAGGUGUACCAGGAGAAGUAUAUAAAUACCCAGCAGAUUUCCGAUGAACGCCACACAUUGAUGCGAAAGAUGCAGCAGAAAGCUGAUCAAAUGGAGGAAUCAAUUCGCUGUGAAAUCACCCGGAUUCGCCGGGAUUUCCAAAUGCAACUCCAGCAGCUCAAUCAGCAAAUCAAGAAGCUCACCUGCGAGAGAGAUCGCCUCAAGGAAGAGUGCAAGAAGAAGCGCAUACAGCAGGAGAAUCUCACAACAGUCCUCCCGGAAUUGGAGCGUCUGCAGCGUGAAGAGAAAGUCUGGCAGCGAGAGAAGAAGAAGAAUCUCCCAGGAGUGAUUUGUGAGCUUCAAGAGGAACUCCAGUGCCUCACGUAUAAAUUCAAUAAACUCUUCUGCGAGAAGGACACCAUCCAGGAGAAGCUGGCUGAGACAGAAGGAGAGCUGGAGCGUCUUCGUUCGGACACAGUGGAGAUCAUUCGGAAUACCAAAGUUGCCUGUGAGGAAGUCAACAAAUCCCUACGGCAGGAAUUGUCGGAUAUGGAGAAACUUCUUGCUCAGUGCAGGGCUGAUGCCAAGAUUGCUCUCAAUGAUCGUGAACAGUGUAUUGCAUGUCUCAAAUCCCAAAUUGCCUGUCUCGAGACACAAAUCCAGGAAGCAAAGCUGCAAAUUGAGAAUGUCCGGAGUCACAUUUGCCAUGUCCAGGAUAAAGUUACCGGGGGAACAAAGACAAUCUGCAAGGGCUGCAAGACUGUUCUCUGCUGAAGAUUUCGAGCAGUUCUUCGUGAAAAUUCGGAAAAUUCUCCAUGAAAAAAUUCAAGUUUCUUGAAAAGAUUAUUUCUAAAAUAUUUAUUAAAAUAAUUUCCUGGAAAUCCUAUAAAAUCAAUAAAUCCUGUUACUUUCUCAA